Messenger RNA from Neocloeon triangulifer, 1198 nucleotides. It is a transcript of the gene Lst8, whose product is annotated as target of rapamycin complex subunit lst8. Gene Ontology annotation, biological process: regulation of actin cytoskeleton organization; TOR signaling. Gene Ontology annotation, molecular function: protein binding. Bases 144 to 1112 code for a protein of 322 amino acids. Gene Ontology annotation, cellular component: TORC2 complex; TORC1 complex. Lineage: Eukaryota; Metazoa; Arthropoda; Insecta; Ephemeroptera; Baetidae. The record is from RefSeq and is a predicted model, not a curated record. The transcript is spliced from 7 exons.
UUGUUGUUUUGCAAUGUUGGUAACAGUGGAGCCAUAUGGACCAAUAUGGACGCGAUGAAAACAAAAAGCUCUGCACAUUAAAUAAAAAUGCACAUUGUGGAACUGGGAAAAAACGGAGCCUGUUAAACUCUUGAGAUAAAUAUAUGAAAAUGACUACUGAAGAGGCUGGAUGCGAAACAAGGGAAUCGGUUAUUUUGGCCACCGGCGGCUAUGACCACACAAUCAAAUUAUGGCAAGCUCACACGGGAAAUUGCCAACGAACGCUUCAGCACACAGAAUCUCAAGUAAACGCCCUGGAAAUUACUCCUGACAGGCAACGAAUAGCUGCUGCAGGCUACCAGCACAUUCGAAUGUACGAGAUAAAUAGCAGCAAUGCAAAUCCUGUGGUGAACUGCGAAGGCCUGACAAAGAAUGUAUCUUCAGUGGGAUUCCAAGAGGAUGGCAAAUGGAUGUAUACGGGCGGAGAGGACUGCAGUGCCCGCAUCUGGGACCUACGUAAGGGGUCGAUGCAGUGUCAGAGGAUUUUCCAAGUCUCGGCGCCAGUUAAUUGUGUAUGUCUGCACCCCAACCAGGCUGAGCUCAUCGUCGGUGAUCAGAGUGGCAUCAUUCACAUCUGGGACCUCAAGACAGACCACAACGAGCAAUUGAUUCCUGAAACAGACUCUGCCAUUCUCUCAAUGGCCAUUGAUCCGGCAGGAACCUUUUUGUCGGCUGUAAACAACAAGGGACGCUGUUUCAUUUGGGCCCUCAGUGGCGGCACCAAUGAUGAACCAACUCGUCUCAACCCAAAACACAAACUCGAGGCCCACAAGCGGCAUGCCCUGAAGUGCAGAUUCAGUCCUGAUUCUUCGUUGCUCGUGACCACUUCAGCAGAUCAGACUGCUAGAAUCUGGGAGACAGACAAGUUUACAAUGGUUCAGGAGUUAACCUGCGACGCGCAGCGCUGGGUCUGGGACGCUGCCUUCAGCUUGGACUCGCAAUAUGUUGUCACAGGCUCAUCGGACGGAGCUGCUCGGUUGUGGGAUGUUGCUGAGGGAACGAUACAGAGAGAAUACACUGGCCACCAAAAGUCCAUUACUGCUUUGGCAUUGGAGGACAUCGCCAAGGAAUAAUUACACAUUGAAACAAAUGUUCACUCGAUAAAUAAAAAUAGAUAAAAAUUUAACUAUUUGUUAAACAAUUUUAUUUUUAAGAACAA